AUGCUGUCGCAAGCAAGACCAAGAACUUGCACGCUACUCAGGCGACAUGUUUAUGCAUUGAGUCCCAAGAACAACAGGCAAUGGCAAGGAACCACCGCCUGGCAAUUGGCAGUCCCAAAUCGAAUUGAGUCCGCUAGAUGGGCGCAUCAAAAAUUCCGAAGGGCAAAAGGAGCACAGCCACCUCCACCUCCCUCCAUCCUAACCGCGUCACUGCGAGAUCUGAGCCGCCUUGAGGUGACAUCAAACGUGGUCGCAAAACCUCGCCAUGUCAGUGACAUGCUGCAAACCAUCGCCCAACUUCCCCGUAGUACGGAUCCUGUCCUGUACCUCGAUUCCCAAGCUGCGAACUUGUCUCGGCAUGGCGAUAUCUCCGUAUUUGCCGUCUUUGUAGAGCCCAAGAGGCACGUCUAUCUCAUCGACGUCCAAGAGAUGGGCGAGCUGGCCUUUACAACGAAGGGCUCUGGAAUCUCGCUCAAGCAGGUACUCGAAUCGGCCGACAUACCCAAGGUUUUCUUCGACGUCCGUCCCGACGCGGACGCGCUCUUUGGCAUCUAUGGCAUUCGACUCCGGGGAGUGGAAGACGUCCAGGUUAUGGAGAAUGCGAAGCGGGUGGACUAUUCCCGCCACUUUGUCCACAGCCUCCUCCGCUGCAUGGAACUCGACGCGCCGGUGGAGGAAGCACAGAGAGAAGCCUGGAUCGAGACGAAGGAGAAGGGCCUGGCCCUGUUCGGGGCCGACGACGGCUCCUGGGAGCGUUUCAACGAGCGUCCGCUCUCUCAGGACUGCCAGGAUUAUUGCGUCCACCAGGUCAAGUGGCUCCCCUUGAUCCGUUCUGCGUACGUCAAGAAACUUAGAGAGAUGGACAGCGGCAUGUCUUGGCCCUUGAGGACAGCUCUUGAGGCCAGGAAGCGGGUCGAAGAGGCACAAUCGGUCUCGUACAACCAGAAUUCACCACAAAAUGUGCAAGGGCCAUGGGGUGGCCUCAAGCCGAAAGCGUUCAAGCAGCGCCAACGUUAUUUGAAGGCGAAGGCUGGUUCUGAUAAAAAAGAGACCGAAGUUGCAUCUACAGAGCCUGUAGCGGUUACUGCUCAAGGCUCGGAAUAA
Pyricularia pennisetigena is the source of this 1104-nucleotide messenger RNA. RefSeq lists its product as uncharacterized. Gene Ontology annotation, molecular function: nucleic acid binding; 3'-5' exonuclease activity. Gene Ontology annotation, biological process: nucleobase-containing compound metabolic process. The transcript has 2 exons. The coding region runs from base 1 to 1104 and encodes 367 amino acids. The record is from RefSeq and is a predicted model, not a curated record. NCBI's taxonomy places the organism in Eukaryota, Fungi, Ascomycota, Sordariomycetes, Magnaporthales, Pyriculariaceae.